This is a messenger RNA of Carassius auratus (goldfish), 1843 nucleotides long. It is a transcript of the gene gdap1, whose product is annotated as ganglioside induced differentiation associated protein 1. The transcript is spliced from 6 exons. Bases 362 to 1462 code for a protein of 366 amino acids. Gene Ontology annotation, biological process: mitochondrial fusion; mitochondrial fission. Gene Ontology annotation, cellular component: mitochondrial outer membrane. Lineage: Eukaryota; Metazoa; Chordata; Actinopteri; Cypriniformes; Cyprinidae. The record is from RefSeq and is a predicted model, not a curated record.
AAAAAAAUAGUAAAAAACAUAAAUAUCUGCUUUAUAUUAUGCUUAUUUUAUACAUUUCGUUAUUGUGAAUGUGAAAUUGAGUCCUUUAAGAUGUUAGGUACCACCAGUACCACCACUGGAGGCUGCGCCGUUAGACUUACUGGCUGUGUCUCAAAACCUAGUGUGCUGACUACCUAGACAGCAUUUUUGGGAAUCAUAGACGCGUGUAGAUAUCAGUUUCAAGGCUCCGUGAAAUAUAGCCUACGAGUACGCGUCUUAUUUUAAAUAAACACUGCAAACGCAUUUGAUGCGCAAGAAUGCUGCACGCGCGUAAGAUGCACAGAAAUGCCUUUUUAGUCAACUAGAUUUUGGAACACAGCCAAUGUCUGAUAAAAUGGCGGGGGAAAACAUCGGUGAAUCUCAGGAUGAGAAGGAAAUCCUUUUAAAGAAGGAUGCAAUGUCACAAGACAGCGGUGAGGUUGUCGAGAAAACAAAAAACAAAGAGUCUAAACUGAUUUUGUAUCAUUGGACUCAGUCAUUCAGCUCUCAGAAGGUGAGACUGGCAAUAGCGGAGAAAGGUCUUCAGUGUGAGGAGACUGAUGUGAGUCUGCCUCUGAGUGAACACAAUGAGCCCUGGUUUAUGCGUCUGAACCCCACUGGAGAGGUUCCUGUGCUGGUUCAUAAUGACAGUGUCAUCUGUGACCCCACACAAAUCAUGGACUAUUUGGAGCAGAACUUCUGUGAUGAGCACACCCCAAAGCUGAUCCCAGAAGAAGGAAGCACGUAUUAUCAUCGAGUUCAGCAUUACAGAGAACUGCUGGACUCCCUGCAGAUGGAUGCAUACACCCAUGGCUGCAUCCUCCACCCAGAGAUCACAGUAGACUCCCAAAUCCCAGCUUAUGCCACCACCCACAUUCGCACACAGAUUUUAAACACAGAAUCCGAGCUUAAGAAACUAGCAGCUGAGAAUCCCGAUCUUAAAGAUGCUUAUUUGGCAAAACAGAGACGUAUAAAAAGUAAAUUGUUUGACCAUGAUAAUAUGAAACACCUAAAGAAACUCCUGGAUGAACUGGAGAAUGUUCUGGAUCAAGUUGAGACAGAGCUGCAGAGGAGGAUUGAGGAGACACCAGAAGAGGGCAGUCAGCAGACUUGGCUCUGUGGCAACUUCUUCAGCAUUGCUGACGUCUCCCUUGCUGUCACCCUUCACCGCCUCAAGUUCCUGGGUCUGUCCCGCCGGUACUGGGGAAAUGGGGCCCGGGUCAACCUGGAGACGUAUUAUGAAAGUGUCCUGAACCGUCCGGCUUUCCGCAGAGUGCUUGGACAUGUCAACAACAUCCUCAUAUCUGCUGUGCUGCCCACCGCAUUCAGGGUGGCAAAGAAAAAGGCUCCAGCCUUUGUUUGUGGCACUUUAUUGGUUGGUUUGAUAGGGGGUGCCACUUAUCUAGCUUUCACUUAUUUUAAAAGGAGACCACUCAUGUCUUGAGACAGCUAUUGGGACUCAUUCAGCUUUACUCUGUCCUAACUUUUGUAUGUAAAUUUGGCUUAUAUAUACUGUAACAGUUUGAUGAUUGUUGCACAAGAAGCACUUUUUUUGCCAUAAUAAGAAGCAAAGCAGUUUAAAAAUAGACACAAUUCAUAUUUUCAUUGAUAGGUUCAUUAAACAGACUUAAAUGGUUGCAGUUCAUGCUGUAGGUCCCUUGUGGACAUUGUUUAAAUGUUUGUAUUAAUGUCUGGUCACAAAUACAGUAGAAGCAAUUACAGAAACAACACUUCCUGAUUUUGUCUUAAGAAUUUGUCUGUUCUGCAAUAGUAUGUUUCAUGAGUUCAGUCAUGCUUUUCACAUAAUAAAGGAUAUAUAACACUA